Molecule: messenger RNA, 3192 nt
Organism: Exaiptasia diaphana
Lineage: Eukaryota; Metazoa; Cnidaria; Anthozoa; Actiniaria; Aiptasiidae
Product: diacylglycerol O-acyltransferase 1
Exons: 14
Coding region: 75-1136 (353 amino acids)
Biological process (GO): triglyceride biosynthetic process
Cellular component (GO): endoplasmic reticulum membrane
Molecular function (GO): diacylglycerol O-acyltransferase activity
Source: RefSeq, a predicted model, not a curated record
CCCMUUUUUAAUACCACACCGAACUCCAUUGCUUUGGAAUAAGUUUUUCCCUUACCAAAACAUCAUAACUACAAAUGAAUACAUCAUCUAAUAAUGCUCUCAAGCAGCGACAAAGAAAGUCCAUCAGCAAGGAGAAGAAAUUAGAUAAAUGCCCUGAAAGAAAGGCAAAUGAUUAUGGGAAAAGGGUUCACCAUGAAGAAGCGUCUUUGCUUAAUUCUUCAAGUGGUUUUGAUAACUACAGAGGAAUUCUGAACCUAUGCAUUGUGCUACUUGUAAGGGCAGCUAACAUUACUCUGCUAUGGUACAGUAUGUUAUGGCUUAAGUUGAUCAGUUAUAUCAGUGUCAAUAAAUGGCAUCGACUGGGAAUUGUAAAAGAAGAAGAGCCUACCAAGACAGAACAGUUAGUCAAGUAUCCUGAUAAUAUUACACAUUUAGAUUUAUACUACUUCAUGGCAGCACCAACAUUAUGCUAUGAAAUCAACUUUCCCAGAAUGAAAAGAAUCAGAAAAAGGUUUCUCAUUAGAAGAGUAGUAGAACUAUUCUUUUUGUUGGGCAUCAUGGGAGCAGUUGUUCAACAGUGGAUGGUACCAACUAUUAAAAACUCUUUAAAGCCCAUUCAGGAAAUGGAUAUAUUUAGGGCAGUUGAAAGAAUAAUGAAACUAGCAAUCCCAAACCACUUUCUAUGGCUGUUGUUCUUCUAUUGUUUCUUUCAUACACUUCUUAAUAUCACUGGUGAACUACUGAGGUUUGCUGACAGAACUUUCUAUAGAGACUGGUGGAAUUCCUCUACAGUUGAGUACUUUUGGCAGAACUGGAAUAUCCCAGCACAUAGAUGGGCCUCAAGGCAUCUCUACAAACCUAUGAUAAGAAGAGGAUAUUCCAAAUUGCAAGCUCAGAUAACAGUGUUCAUGCUGUCAGCUUUUUUUCAUGAGUAUCUUGUCAGUGUGCCUUUGAGAAUGGCAAGGUUAUGGUCAUUCAUGGCAAUGCUUGGGCAGAUUCCUAUGGCAGUGUUUAUAAAAGCAUUCAUCAGUAACCCCAACUAUGGCAAUGUUGUAGUGUGGUGUUCUAUUAUACUAGGGCAACCAUUGGCUAUUAUGAUGUACUUUCAUGAUUACUAUGUUGGAAGUCUGCAGUGACAUUGGAAGGAAAGAAGAAGUAGAUUUAUUAAAGCAAAAAGUAUUUUGAUAUAUUGGUAUAUUAAUAUUAUUACAUCUUUUUUCUUCCUGCGCAGCAUUGCCAUUGAUUAGCAGUUUUGCGAGAUGAUAUUGGCAAAACAACUGAUCUCUGGCAAAUGCAGGUAGAUUUUUUUUUUCAUUAAGUAAGAUUGGAAAAUAAUGUUCAUCUAGGGAAUUAUUUAAGCAUAUUAAUUAUUAAUAUGGUAAUAUUGAAUUUUUCAAACCAAUUAACCAAAUUUGUAGCAUUUUUAAUUGAUUACAAUUAGAGUAAUGUAUGAUAAUUUAUAACUAUUUCUACAUUCGCAUCAAUGCAAUGAAGACUUUUAAAGGUUAGUCUCCUCACAAAGCAUCUCCCGGCUCUCACAUAAUCUUCCUUGUUAUUGAUAGUCUGGCUGGGAGCAUAAUUCAAAUGGUGAUGCUAUUAGCCUGUGUCACAUCUGGAUGUGAUGCAGGCUACGAUGCUGGAUGUAGGACAAAAAAAUUGUCUUGAUCUCAGUAUCCCUCAACCUCUCACCAAAGGAAGACCACCCGUUGAUAAAGGUAAUCCUGAGAGAAGGAAGGUUGCCUGUGGAGGGUAGAGUUUUAUACUAUAUUUUCAUGAAAAUUAAUGAAAGUGUGUAAUGCACUUUUUCACCACAGAAAGCCCAAAUAACACUUUUAAGGAAAUUUCAAGCUGCUAAAAACUCUAGAAUUUGAAUUACAAUGGGUGAUUUUCAUACAGGGACACAUACAUUCUGGAAAAUGGACAGGUGUAUGAACUUUGAAGUUCAUGUUUGCACGCUUAUCACAAAUAUCUUUGCCUAGAGAUUAAUCCAGGAGAGAAGCUUGCGAAUAGAGACUAUCAUGUAAUUUAAUUUUUUGGCGUUCAAUGCAAGGCAUGUAUAGCUCUAUUCACUGGCAACUCUCAGUAAAAUGAAGUCCAAAACAAUGUAAUUUGGUGUAAUUUAGCAUAGAGUACAAACACUAAAACUGUGCAACAUAAAUACCUGAACUAAAUACUGCUAAAUUGUGCUAAUUCUAUUGUUUUCCAUUGUUUGGUUAGCACUAUUUUAUAGUAAAUAGUGGAAAGUGUUGCACUCUUUUAGAGUGAUCGCACUUAAACUGUGCAACUGUACAAAACCUAAGUAGAACUAAUUUGUACUGUAGACCUGAAGCAAGACGGUAAUUUGAAUUGAUCAUUUGUAUCAAUUCAAUUUUAUGUUCGAACCGCAUACACGAUUUUCUAAAUACAACUAAAUAGCACUAUUUAGUUUGUACAGUUGCAUGGUUUAAGUGUGAUCACUCUAGUGUUUGUACUCUAUAAAUACAUGUAAUACAUAUUUUAGAUAGGUGGAAAUGCAAAAAAUAAAUAAAUAAAAAUCUGAUUUUACUGAAUGAAUUGUAAAAGGAAUUGUUCUCUUCUUCCUCCAUCUCCAUUAAAAAGAUCAUAGACAUGGCAUUUCUAAUUAGAACUCAGUCUAUGUUGCUGUCAUGACAAUGUGGUUGUAUUUUAAUGAUAAAGGAAAUACCAAAAAAAAAUUAUAUAAAUUAAAAAUUUUCAUUCAGAAUAAUGACUAUAAGGGAAAGAAAAAAARAAGUAAAAUAGAAAUGGCUAGAACAACUUACACUCAAUGCACAAUGCCAUUUGUGUCAAAUCUUUACCUGAGAUUUCAUUUCUUUAUUAAAAGCAUAUAAAUACAUAAUUAUCACAUAAUUAACAUGUAUUGCAAUCCAAAGAUAAAUCUAUAUAUUUUAGUAGAAUAAGUGCUUGUAAAGACCGUAAAUUAUUAAAAGUACAGGUAACAGAAAAGACUUUUGAUAAUAAAAGACUAGGGUUUCUUAAUAAUUAUCAGUUUGUGACUAAUAUCUUCAAUCAAUAUUUCUUUCUUUUGAACAAUCAUCUGCAUAUUCUAACUAAAUAAGCUGUUUUUCAAAAAAUAACCAAUCUUCUUUAUUAAAACUGCUGACUAGCAUUAACCAAUGUGAAUGUAAUUUACAUUUAUGCAUUAUACUAAGUGUUAAGAGAUUCUUCAUCAAG